CUAUGAGUUCACCUCGUGACUCCUCAUCUGUUUCACUUCACUUUUUCUCAACACCGGCUGAAGCGUUGAGAAGUGAACACCAUGAACACCUUGCUUUUGUUUGCUUUAGUGUCCGCGGCUUCGACUUUUCCCCUGUCUGAACAAGACGAGUUUCACUUCAAGUCAUGGAUGGUACAGCACAACAAAGAGUACAGCCUGAGGGAUUACUCUCAGAGACUCCAGAUAUUCACUGAGAACAAGAGGAGGAUUGACAAACACAAUGAAGGGAAUCACUCUUUCACAAUGAGGCUGAACCAGUUUUCAGACAUGACAUUCAGUGAGUUUAAGAAGACAUUCCUCUGGUCUGAGCCACAGAACUGCUCCGCUACCAAAGGGAGCUACCUGAGCAGCAACAGUCCAUAUCCAGACUCCAUUGACUGGAGGAAGAAAGGAAAUUAUGUGACUGAUGUGAAGAAUCAGGGGGGGUGCGGCAGUUGCUGGACUUUUUCAACAACCGGCUGUUUGGAGUCCGUUACUGCUAUCGCAACCGGGAAGCUCGUGCCACUGUCAGAACAACAGCUGGUGGACUGUGCCAAAGACUUCAACAACCAUGGAUGUAACGGGGGUCUUCCCAGUCAAGCAUUUGAGUACAUCAUGUACAACAAGGGACUGAUGACAGAGAAGGACUACCCAUACACAGCUUUUGAAGGUGCUUGCGUGUAUAAACCAAAACUGGCAGCUGCUUUUGUGAAGGAAGUGGUGAACAUAACAGCGUACGAUGAGAUGGGAAUGGUGGAUGCUGUCGCCACACGCAAUCCUGUCAGUUUUGCCUUUGAGGUGACCUCGGACUUCAUGCAUUACCACCAGGGCGUGUACACCAGCACUGAAUGCCACAAUACCACAGACAAGGUGAAUCAUGCGGUGCUAGCAGUCGGGUAUGGAAAUGACAAUGGCACCCCUUACUGGAUAGUGAAGAACUCAUGGUCAUCCACCUGGGGGAUUGAUGGGUAUUUCCUCAUUGAACGUGGGAAGAACAUGUGUGGACUUGCUGCCUGCUCAUCUUUCCCAGUGGUGUGAUUUCUGCAUGAUAGCAAACUACAAAAGGGCUGAAAAGGGAGCAGAAUUAAACAUUUUUUUAAUUAUUAUUAUGUGUUUUUAUGUGAUCACCAGCCUGCUGUGAUUCCAUGUGAACUGGAUUCUUUUGCACAUUGAAACAAAUCUCAGCAUCCAGUAAAACACUAUGAGAGGAUAGUACAAGUCAUAUCAGAUUAAUCAAUAGCUUAAGUGCCAAUCAUUCAAUUCAUUGUUCUUAAAUUCACAAAUAAAAUCUAUCACGUCUG
Messenger RNA from Toxotes jaculatrix (banded archerfish), 1319 nucleotides. RefSeq names its product cathepsin H (gene ctsh). Gene Ontology annotation, molecular function: cysteine-type endopeptidase activity. Lineage: Eukaryota; Metazoa; Chordata; Actinopteri; Toxotidae. The transcript is spliced from 12 exons. Gene Ontology annotation, cellular component: lysosome. The coding region runs from base 82 to 1056 and encodes 324 amino acids. Gene Ontology annotation, biological process: immune response. The record is from RefSeq and is a predicted model, not a curated record.